AUGAUAAUAACAAUCAACACACAUGGCCUACCACACAGUGGAGUAAGGGAAGGAAUGAAAGAGAGGAAGUCAAGGAAUAGUAGUACUCGGCUGCAGGCCUCCAACAAUGGCCAGCCACAAGCAGCCACCACCACCACCAGAGAUCCUGGGUUGGAGAAGUUGAGGCAAUCCCAGCGUAAAGAUCGCUCCAAACUUGUCCUGUGGAGACGCCCACUCACUACACUACAUUACUUCACAAGAGAGCUGCUUUAUGAGACGUCCAAGCUAGUGAGUGGAGUGCUCCAACAUCGUAUCAAGGUUUUCCUAACAAUGCUAUUGGCAAUCGUACUAGUGCUCAGUUACUACCUCGAUGGACCUCAUCAAACAACAGUGGCAAUAGUGGAGCGUGAGUUGCUAUGGUGGUCCUAUUGGGUGGGUCUAGGAGUCCUCUCCUCUGUCGGCCUGGGUACUGGACUACACACCUUCCUACUGUAUCUAGGUCCAUUCAUUGCCUCCGUCACACUGGCUGCAUUUACUUGUAACUCUGUCGACUUUCCUGACCCCCCCUACCCCAACGACAUUGUGUGCCCAGACACAGAAGCAGGCUAUCCAAUCUCCUUUUGGACUGUCAUGAGUAAAGUGAGGCUGGAAGCAGUCAUGUGGGGUGCUGGUGCAGCCCUGGGAGAGCUGCCUCCAUACUUCAUGGCCAGAGCAGCUCGUCUGUCUGAUGGAGAAGAGGUGGAUGACAGAGACUAUGAUCAGAUAGAGGCUGUACUUCACUCCAGUCGCAAAGAUCCUCUCACAAGAGCAAAGAAAGCUGUUCAUCGUCUAGUACAGAAAAUUGGCUUCUUCGGUAUUCUCCUCUGUGCCUCUAUACCCAACCCCUUGUUUGACCUGGCUGGCAUUACUUGUGGACACUUUCUAGUGCCUUUCUGGACAUUCUUCGGUGCUACUCUAAUCGGGAAGGCCAUCAUCAAGAUGCACAUUCAGCAAGUGUUUGUCAUUCUGGCUUUCAGUGAACACCACUUGGAGUGGGCAGUGGAUCUCAUUGGGGGAAUCCCCUAUGCUGGCCCACUGAUACAAGCACCAUUCAGUGAAUUUCUCGAGAAACAGAAGGCACAUCUUCACAGGAAACCAGGAGAGGAGUUAGUGCAGGAGUCGAGUCUUAUCCAGCAGUUGUUUGGGUAUCUACUGCUGGUGAUGGUGGUCUAUUUUGUGCUGAGUAUCGUCCACUCCAUGGCACAGAACUACGCUAAGAGAACUCAAGAGAGAGAACUGCACUCACGCAACAAACACUCUCAAUAGCAUUGUGUGCAUUAAUUUAUUAUGUUGACAUAAUUUUGGCAGCAAUUAAUUUGAUGAUGAGUUUAUGAGUCAA
Molecule: messenger RNA, 1357 nt
Organism: Halichondria panicea
Lineage: Eukaryota; Metazoa; Porifera; Demospongiae; Suberitida; Halichondriidae
Product: vacuole membrane protein 1-like
Exons: 12
Coding region: 1-1284 (427 amino acids)
Biological process (GO): autophagy; Golgi organization
Cellular component (GO): endoplasmic reticulum; membrane; endomembrane system
Source: RefSeq, a predicted model, not a curated record